Molecule: messenger RNA, 1542 nt
Organism: Mycotypha africana
Lineage: Eukaryota; Fungi; Mucoromycota; Mucoromycetes; Mucorales; Mycotyphaceae
Product: beta-lactamase superfamily domain-containing protein
Exons: 7
Coding region: 26-1477 (483 amino acids)
Biological process (GO): N-acylphosphatidylethanolamine metabolic process; N-acylethanolamine metabolic process
Cellular component (GO): cytoplasm; membrane-bounded organelle
Molecular function (GO): N-acylphosphatidylethanolamine-specific phospholipase D activity
Source: RefSeq, a predicted model, not a curated record
AAAAAAAAAAAAAAACCAAAAGAGGAUGAGAAUAAACUUUCCAGGCACUGCAAAACGAAAACUCGUUGCGGGCUCUUCCAUCUUUUGUUCCUAUUAUUCAAUGACACACAUUAUACGAAAGAGCAAUAGUGUGAUUUUCAAACUAUUCAAGAGCCACGAUGUCUUGACCUUUUUGCUGACCAUGACGGCAACCGCUGCCACAUCCUCCUUACUCUAUUAUCUUGUGUUUUCAUCCUCCUCGCCCACCAGAACCAACAAAGCGAGCCGAAAACCAACAAAAGUCGAGGAUAGAAGAGCAAUUAUAUCAAAGAGAAAAAUGUUGGAGAGCCCAGAAGAGCGGUAUGCCAGUUUGAGGAUUGGAAACCGGUUUCUGAACCCUUUUGAAGAAUGGACAGAUAUCCCUUUUUAUAAAACACUUUUCUUCUGGUUACGACGCUAUAAAGGUAAUGGGAUACCUCGAGAUGAAAAGGCACUUGAACAAGCUCUACCGACCCACAAGCCUGAUUUUGAUAGAAUUAAAAAUAAAGAGAAUGGAGUGACAUUUACAUGGUUUGGACAGUCCACAUGCCUGAUGACGAUUGACGGAGUAACCAUUUUGUCAGACCCGGUUUUCAGUAGCAGAUCGAUCAAUAACUAUAUAGGCCCGAAACGAUUAAGGCCGAUUUCUUGCUCAUUAGAAGAGGUGAUACAUCUUGUAGAUAUUGUUAUCGUAUCUCAUGAUCAUUUUGACCAUUUGAAUGAAAAAGCUGUAGAAACCCUGGGCAAUUCAGUGGUGUGGUAUGUCCCUCUCAAUUUAAAACGAUGGCUCAACGCCAGAGCCAUUAUAAAUGUAGUAGAAUUAGACUGGUGGCAGGAAACGUUUUAUCCAUUUUCUGAUCUCAUGAUUGCUUGUGUGCCUGCGAUGCAUUGGAGUGGAUCAAGGACACCUUUUGAGAAAAACAAUACCCUUUGGUGCAGUUAUGUCAUCAAAUCAAAAAACAACACCCUAUUUUUCUGUGGUGAUACAGGGUAUUCUUCGGAUCUGUUCAAGGCGAUUGGCAGAAAAUACACACCGUUUACAUUAGCGGCUAUACCUAUAGGCAGCUUCCUUCCGACGCACUUGAUGCAACACCUUCAUAUGGGACCUGAAGACGCUAUUAAAGCACACUUGGAUUUAAACUGUCCACGUCUCUCUGUCGGAAUUCAUUGGGGAACAUUCAUGAUGUCGGAUGAAUAUUAUCUAGCUCCAAAGCAAAUACUAGAAAAAGCCUGGGCAGAAUGCAAAAGGACCCUACUGGCUCGUGACUCACAGACAGAAGACAGAGUGGGUUCCUCAAGUGCCAUCAUCGCCCCUCCUACUCAUACGCGUGACCCUCCGUCCGUAAGCGAAACAAGGCCUGAAAAUAGCAUGACGGAUCGCGCAGAACAAACAGAGCAGGGUCUUUUACUGACAGAGUUCAUUACAACCGCUUUCGGUCAAACAGUCAAUUUAAUUUAGACAAAUAACAACAGUUGACGUUCAUAAAUGCAGUCUUUAGUAAAAUGUACUUUUUAUUGAUCGGC